Diabrotica virgifera virgifera (western corn rootworm) is the source of this 762-nucleotide messenger RNA. RefSeq names its product sorting nexin-16-like. The record is from RefSeq and is a predicted model, not a curated record. The annotation marks the transcript as partial. NCBI's taxonomy places the organism in Eukaryota, Metazoa, Arthropoda, Insecta, Coleoptera, Chrysomelidae. The transcript has a single exon. Gene Ontology annotation, molecular function: phosphatidylinositol binding. Gene Ontology annotation, biological process: early endosome to late endosome transport; protein targeting to lysosome; endosome to lysosome transport. Gene Ontology annotation, cellular component: early endosome; extrinsic component of endosome membrane; late endosome.
AUGCUAUAUAUAUCAUAUAUAUUAUAUGCUACAACAGAUUCUGAAGAAUAUUUAUCUGAACCUCUGAGGUAUAGGAACUUCCAAUACUCGGCACAGUCCAGUAUCUCUAAUAUAACUUUAUCAGUUCAAAAUUCAAGAAUUGAAGAAGAAAAUGGCAACUGUUUCCCACAGAUUCUCAAUGGACCUAUAUCAUUUAAUAAUAUACAGAUUCCCAUUGUAGGAUACGAGAUUAUGGAAGAACGUGCUAGAUUUACAGUAUAUAAACUAAAAGUAGAAAACAAAGAAACUGGUGACUUUUGGUACGUCUUCCGGCGUUACACUGACUUCGUUCGUCUGUGUACUAGAUUAAGAACCAAUCAUCCUAACAUAGUACAACAUUUACCAAGGAAGAGAUGGUUAAAGAACAACUUCGAUCCUAUUUUUUUAGAGGAGAGAGUCAACGGUCUCCAGACUCUCGUCAAUGCUAUCUUAAGUGUACCUGAACUCAUCGCGUCUCAAGAAAUACAGGACUUCUUUUGUCUAAACGAACCUCCUGUGUAUUCGGAAACUAGCGAAGAAACCAAAGCAAUAUUCGAGGCCUUAGAAGAAACCAUUAGUUAUCUGAAACAACAAGUCCGCGAAAAAGAUGCUUCCCUGGAUUCCUUAGAAGAAAAAUUACAUUCCUUAUCAACAGAAAAUGAAAAUUUAAGAAAACUUAUUAGCAAUUCAAUGAUGAGCUGUCAGAAAUGUCAGAAGGAGUGCGAGAAUAUCCAAUAUAUAGCA